This is a messenger RNA of Sphenostylis stenocarpa, 1005 nucleotides long. The record is from the annotation of a GenBank genome assembly. Lineage: Eukaryota; Viridiplantae; Streptophyta; Magnoliopsida; Fabales; Fabaceae.
AUGCCUUCUUCUUCCCCCAAAUCCUUCUACCCUCGCCCUCCCCCUCGCAGAACCUCCUUCCUCAUCUUCGCAUGCCUCUUCCUCUCCCUCUCCGCUUUCUUCUUCGCUUUCGUCAGACCCCUUUGGGACCCUCCCUGCCCCACCCGCACCCCCACAUCGGUUCGAGUCCUCUGGGACCACCGUCCCACCGCCGACCGCAAUUCUGAGGUUGAGAACAAACACAAAGUUAUGGCCUUUGUGGGAAUUCAAACCGGGUUCGGAUCCGUCGGGAGGCGCCAAUCUCUCAGGAGCACUUGGUUUCCUUCCGAUCCACAUGGACUUCAAGGAUUGGAAGAAGCCACUGGCUUGGCUUUUAGGUUUGUGAUUGGUAGAACGAAUGAUAGAUCGAAGAUGUCUGCACUUCAGAAGGAAGUGGCAAAAUAUGAUGAUUUCAUUUUACUGGAUAUAGAAGAGGAGUACAGUAAGCUCCCAUACAAAACGUUAGCUUUUUUCAAAGCUGCUUAUGCACUUUUCGAAGCAGACUUCUAUGUCAAAGCAGAUGAUGACAUAUACUUAAGGCCAGACCGUCUUUCAUUAUUGCUGGCAAAAGAGCGAUCUCACCCUCAGACCUACAUAGGAUGCCUGAAAAAGGGCCCUGUUUUCACUGAUCCCAAACUCAAAUGGUAUGAGCCACUAUCUAAUUUGCUUGGAAAGGAAUAUUUUCUUCAUGCUUAUGGUCCUAUAUAUGCUCUUUCUGCCGAUGUUGUCUCAAGCUUGGUAGCACUUAAGAAUAACAGUUUCCGGAUGUUCAGCAAUGAGGAUGUUACAAUUGGAGCUUGGAUGCUUGCAAUGAAUGUCAACCAUGAGAAUAGUCGUGAACUUUGUGCUCCAGAGUGUACUUCUACUUCAAUUGCUGUGUGGGAUAUUCCCAAGUGUUCAGGUCUCUGUAAUCCAGAAAAGAGAAUGCUGGAACUCCAUCAACAGGAAAGUUGUACUCAGAGUCCAACUUUGAACUCUGAUGAAUAG